Molecule: messenger RNA, 531 nt
Organism: Lycium barbarum (goji berry)
Lineage: Eukaryota; Viridiplantae; Streptophyta; Magnoliopsida; Solanales; Solanaceae
Exons: 1
Coding region: 1-531 (176 amino acids)
Source: RefSeq, a predicted model, not a curated record
AUGGAUGUACUUGAUACUAUUGUUGAAACUGCACAUAGUUUGGAUGAAAGUGCCACGGCGACGGGAUAUAUCAGAGUUGCUCAAACGUACGAGGUUGCAUUCAUGUUACAUUUGAUGAAAGAAAUUUUAGGAAUUACAAAUGACCUUAGUACAUGCUUACAAAAAAAGGAGCAAGAUAUUGCGAAUGCCAUGCGACUUGUUAAUGUGGCAAGGAUAAGGUUGCAAGAGCUAAGGGAAGAUAAAAGAUGGGAUUUGUUUGUUGCUGAGGUAUCUACGUUUUGUGUCAAGUAUAAUAUUGUGGUACCUAAUUUUGAUGAGUCGUAUGUUAACUCGGGGAGAUUUCGGCGUAAACCUGCUGAUUAUACUUUCUUGCAUCAUUAUCAUGUUGAUGUAUUUUGUAAAAUAAUUGAUUGGCAACUGCAAGAACUUAAUGAUCGUUUUGAUGAGGAGACAACUGAGUUGCUUUAUGGAGUUGCUUGUUUGAAUCCGAUAGACUCAUUUUCAAGUUUUGACAUCCAGAAAAUAAUGUGA